AUGAGGAAACAUGGGCUGAAAAUGAAUCCAUUGAAAUGUGCUUUCGGUGUUUCAGCGGGGGAUUUCCUAGGGUUCGUCGUACACCAGAAAGGCAUUGAAAUAGAUAAGAACAAGACUCGAGCCAUCAUGGAAACUAAGCCUCCUUCGAAUAAGAAGGAGUUGCAGUCUUUGUUAGGUAAGAUAAAUUUCCUUCGAAGAUUUAUUUCGAAUUUAUCAGGAAAGACUAAGGUGUUUUCCCCUUUGUUACGAUUGAAAAAGGAGGAAGAAUUUCGAUGGGACGAAAAUCAUCAAAAGGCAUUCGAGGAGAUCAAGAAUUAUUUGAUCAACCCUCCAGUGAUGGUGCCACCCUCUGAAGGAGGAAAGCUAAAAUUGUAUGUCUCGGCCAAUGAUUCGACUAUUGCGGGCAUGCUGUCGCAAGAUGACAAAAAUGGCAUCGAGAGAGCCAUUUAUUACAUCAGUAGGAUGUUAGUCGAGGCAGAAAUCAGAUACACUCCUUUGGAGAAGUUAUGUCUGAGUUUGUAUUAUGCUUGUACAAAGCUGAAGCAUUAUAUUAAACCUUAUGAUGUAUUCGUGUUCUGUCGAAAUAAUGUGAUUAAAUAUAUGUUAUCUAAACCUAUCCUGCACUCUCGAGUUGGGAAAUGGGCUCUUGCAUUGACCGAGUAUUCGUUAACGUUUGUUCCCCUCAAAGCCACAAAAGGACAAGUAAUCGCUGAUUUUCUCGUGGAUCACUCGAAUUUAAAUGAACAGGUUAAUUAUUUAACCACGAAAUCAUGGGAAUUAUUUUUCGAUGGAUCGAAACACGAGUUAGGAGCAGGAAUCGGAUUACUGAUUAUUUCACCGGGUGGGAUUCCCACCAAAUUCUUAUUGAGAACAAAAUCUGAAUGCUCGAAUAAUGAAACUGAAUACGAAGCAUUGAUUACUGGGCUAAAAUUGCUUAAGGACUUGGGGGCAAGGAACAUAAUCAUUCGAGGUGACUCGCAACUCGUGAUUAAACAGUUAACUCGAGAAUAUAAAUGCAUGAAUGAAAAGUUACUCGAAUGUAAUUCUCGAGCUACAGCUUUGUUAAAUUCAUUCAAUGAGGUCCAAUUAGAACAUAUUUCUCAUAACGAGAACGAAAUUGCGAAUGAACUAGCUCAGAUUGCAUUCGGGUACAAGAUAAGCAGGGAAUGUCUCGAAUCUCUUGUUUUUAUAAGAAAUGAUUUGAGUGACGAGCACGAAUGCCUCACCAUUGACACCUCAACCAUUCAGGACUGGAGGAAAGAGCUAAUUGAAUAUCUGCAAAGUCCAUAUUCGCAAGCUGAAAGAAAAGUUAAAUAUCGAGCUCUCAAUUAUGUGAUAUUAAAUGAUGAACUGUUCAAGAGAGGUUUCGAUAGAGUUUUGUUUAAGUGCCUCGGAAAUCAUGAGAGCUACAUAGCCAUGGUAGAGGUACAUGAAGGGAUUUGUGGUGCCCAUCAAGCGGGGGAGAAAAGGAAAUGGACUUUAUCAGAAAAGGAUAUUUUUGGCCAAGCAUGUUCAAAGAUUGUAUCGAAUUUGCAAAAGGUUGCGAAGAGUGCCAGAAACAUGGCCCAAUACAUAGAGUGCCAGCAACCGAGUUGCAUGCGAUUGUUAAACCGUGGCUUUUUCGAGGUUGGGCAAUUGACGUAA
Molecule: messenger RNA, 1644 nt
Organism: Cajanus cajan (pigeon pea)
Lineage: Eukaryota; Viridiplantae; Streptophyta; Magnoliopsida; Fabales; Fabaceae
Source: RefSeq, a predicted model, not a curated record